UCUCGUUGAUGGCAUCCGCCAGUCGCCAGGAAAGCGAAGAGACAUUCAACUCGAGAAUGUCAACUGCUGGACUGAAAUUCGGCGGCAGGUUUAAACCGAGUGAUUGUAAAGCUCGAAAUAAAGUGGCCAUCGUUGUCCCUUAUCGAGAUAGAAAAUUUCAUUUGAAAAUAUUCUUACGUUACAUGCAUCCCUUCCUGCAACGACAACAACUUGAAUACGCCAUCGUCGUCGUAGAGCAAUCGGACGAUUUGCCGUUUAAUCGCGGACUGCUUAUGAAUAUCGGCUUCAAAGAAGCCCAGAAACAGGAUCGCUUUCAAUGUUUCAUCUUUCACGACGUCGAUCUACUUCCGGAAGAUGAUGGCAACACUUACGCUUGUCCGGAAGUAGGAAAACCUCGACAAAUGGCCUUCUCCAUCGACAUUUAUGACUACAAGCCAACGCCCAUCGAUCAUUUCGGAGGUGUCAGUGCGUUUUCAACUUCCGAUUUCCGACGAGUCAACGGUUUCUCGAACGUAUUUUUUGGUUGGGGCAGUGAAGACGACGAUUUGUACCGGCGUUUACUACACCACAACCUGACCGUGACGCGGAUAAAUAAUCUCAACACCAGCACUAUUGUCCGCUAUAGAAUGUUUGACCAUCCGGUAGCUGAACCCAAUCCGGAUCGGAUGCGGUUGUUUGACCAAGGAACUAGGCGACUCGAGUCCGAUGGGCUGGUCGAUCUGAGAUACCGUCGACUUUCAGUGAAAUUCAAACCGCUUUACACCCACAUUAUUGUUGAUGUUCAACCUCAAAUGCAUAAAACCCAAAAGUUAUCAGACUCAAAAUGA
Molecule: messenger RNA, 827 nt
Organism: Daphnia pulex (common water flea)
Lineage: Eukaryota; Metazoa; Arthropoda; Branchiopoda; Diplostraca; Daphniidae
Product: beta-1,4-N-acetylgalactosaminyltransferase bre-4-like
Exons: 3
Coding region: 9-827 (272 amino acids)
Biological process (GO): glycosphingolipid biosynthetic process; carbohydrate metabolic process
Molecular function (GO): N-acetyl-beta-glucosaminyl-derivative 4-beta-N-acetylgalactosaminyltransferase activity
Source: RefSeq, a predicted model, not a curated record